Molecule: messenger RNA, 461 nt
Organism: Hippopotamus amphibius kiboko
Lineage: Eukaryota; Metazoa; Chordata; Mammalia; Artiodactyla; Hippopotamidae
Gene: C10H3orf85
Product: chromosome 10 C3orf85 homolog
Exons: 4
Coding region: 69-341 (90 amino acids)
Source: RefSeq, a predicted model, not a curated record
GUUAUAUAAAAAGCUGUCUCAAGCAGCAGCCUCUCUGACUUGUCUCAGCUCACAGGGCCUCCAGGAUCAUGGCCUAUAAAAUGCUUCAAGUGGUGCUGUGUUCAACAUUGCUUAUAGGAACGUUGGGAGCACCAUUUUUAUUGGAGGACCCAGCAAACCAGUUCCUACGUCUCAAAAGACACAUAUAUUUGCAGGAUUACUGGGACCCAGAUCUCAGUCCGAAUACGUGGGGAAACACACUGGCUGAUCAGGCUCGUGAAACAUGGACUGCUUUGAAAGCAACAGCACAGUAUUAUCUGAAUGUGAAUGGUUUCACCCUUGACACGUCUACUGCCCAGUAAAUGUGCUUUGCUGGUUCAACCAGGAUAGCAGGAAUAGAGGGAGCCAAAAAGCGGUGAUGUACCCAAACCACCAGCUUUGGAGACCUGAGGGCAAAUCCACACCAUCUGCUAGGUUAUUUA